Prosopis cineraria is the source of this 3394-nucleotide messenger RNA. RefSeq names its product protein RDM16-like. Gene Ontology annotation, biological process: mRNA splicing, via spliceosome. The transcript is spliced from 6 exons. Bases 8 to 2920 code for a protein of 970 amino acids. Lineage: Eukaryota; Viridiplantae; Streptophyta; Magnoliopsida; Fabales; Fabaceae. Gene Ontology annotation, cellular component: U4/U6 x U5 tri-snRNP complex. The record is from RefSeq and is a predicted model, not a curated record.
AAUUACGAUGCUAAAGCCAUCCCUGAGGGGUACGUCCAUAUCUUCAUCUUCCAACGGCUUUUGUGCGGAGCGUGUGGGAGAGGGGGAUCUCCGAAACCCUAGAAUGGACGCGCACGUAGAGAAGGACAGAUCCGGCAAGAGAGCCCGAGAAGAUAGAGAUCACAGCGACCGCCACAGAGAACGCGAUCACGAUCGCAAUCGAGACCACAAGCACCGGAGCCACGACGACGAUGACAAGCGCCAUCGUGAUUCCGAUCGUCAUCACCAUCAUCGAUCCGACAAGGAUUCCAAGCGCGAGCACUCGCACAAAUCCAGGCGUGAAAGAUCGCGCGAGUUGUCGUAUGAUUCCAGGGAUGAGCGAGAAGGAAGCAGGGAUGGGGCUCACGAUAGGGACGGGAAGCGUGAUUGGUCUCACGAACCUGUAAAUGAGAGGGAGGGAAGCAGAGAGAGGCCGAAACAUCGGGCGAUGAAGCGUGAGGAAUUGUACGAGGAGAGGGAUUCAGACCAUGAAUUUAGGAGUGAGCGGGAAGAGUCAGUAGAGAGAGUGCACUCAUCGUAUUCGCACAAGAGGAAAGACAGGGAACACACUAAAGAUAAGGAUAAGGAUGAUAGGGAGGAAAAGAGGACAAGGGUUUCAGAAGAGGGGAAGGAGAGGAGGAGAUUCGAGGACAGGGUUGAGGAGGGCAAGAAGUUGAAUGGUGAGGUCAGAGAAGGAAGGAGGGAGAGGAGGAAGUUUGGGGAUAAGGUGAAGAAGGAAGAGCAUUUGGAAGACAAUGAAGAUGGGAAACACAUGAAGGUUAAGUCCGGGGAUAUAGUGAAGAAGGAAGAGGAUUUGGAAGACAAUGACAAUAGGAAACAAGUGAAGGAUAAUGAGGUGAAAGUGAAGGAAGAACCCAAGGAUCAGAAGUUUGACAAUGCCCAGGGUUCUGCCAAUGGAAAUGCUUCAGUUGGAAAUGGGUUUACCCUGGGAUCUCAUGCUAGCACUUCAAGGAGUGUGCCUGAAGCAUCUCUGGUUCCUAAUCCUUCCCCUUCUAUCAAGGUAUCUCCGAUUUCUACCACAAAUGAAAAUAAGGGCGUUAGUAUUAUCGGAUCUCAUGAGGUUACUGGAAAAUCUAGUACAGAUGGGUCAUCUUCAACUACUGGAAAAAGUGGAAACAUCUCUCUUGAUGCCUUAGCUAAAGCUAAGAAAGCUUUGCAAAUGCAGAAGGAGUUGUCAGAGAAGCUAAAGAAAAUUCCGCAGUUGAACAAGAGUUCUACAAAGGCUGAAGGAAGCACACAAUUAGGUUUUCAGGAUGAAUCUAAGAUGCCUUCUGUUAGUGCUGGAGUGGCAGCUAAAACUGCCACACCAGCUUCUGCAGGGCCUGUUGCAAACAUUUCUAAUUUUCCUGCAGCUGCAGCUGCUGCAAUGCCACCAACUGCAACCGAUACUGCUCCUGCUGGUAUUGGUACUCUACCUAACUAUGAAGCUGUGAGACGUGCCCAGGAGCUUGCUGCCAGAAUGGGUUUUCGUCAGGAUCCACAAUUUGCUCCUCUCAUAAACAUGUUUCCUGGGCAGAUGGUAACAGAUGUUGCUGUCCCCCAGAAACCUACCAAGGCCCCUGUUCUUCGUCUUGAUGCUCAGGGAAGGGAAAUAGAUGAACAUGGAAAUGUUGUUAAUGUGACUAAGCCAAGCAACCUUAGCACACUUAAGGUCAACAUCAACAAACAGAAGAAAGACUCGUUCCAAAUACUCAAGCCUGUUCUGGAUGUUGAUCCUGAGUCUAAUCCCCAUUUUGAUGACAGAAUGGGCAUCAACAAAACAAAACUCUUGAGGCCCAAGAGGAUGACGUUCCAGUUUGUCGAGGAAGGAAAAUGGUCAAAAGAUGCUGAAACAAUUAAAUUGAAGAGUAAAUUUGGAGAAGCUCAAGCAAAAGAACACAAAGCAAAGCAAGCGCAAUUGGCAAAGGCUAAGGCAGCACCUGAUAUAAAUCCAAACUUAAUUGAAAUAACAGAAAGAGUAGUAAUCAAAGAAAAACCCAAGGAGCAAAUUCCAGAAAUUGAGUGGUGGGACACACUUCUUUUGCGCUCUGGAAAUUAUGGUGACAUUGCUGAUGGGUCCAUAAGUGAGGAUAGUAUAAAGAUGGAAAAAAUCACCAUUUAUGUUGAGCAUCCUCGUCCAAUUGAACCACCUGCUGAGCCUGCUCCCCCUCCGCCUCAACCUCUAAAGUUAACAAAGAAAGAACAAAAGAAACUCCGUACUCAGAGACGUUUGGCUAAGGAGAAAGAGCGGCAAGAGAUGAUAAGACAGGGUGUCAUAGAACCCCCCAAGCCAAAAGUGAAGAUAAGCAAUUUAAUGAAAGUACUUGGCUCUGAGGCAACUCAGGAUCCUACCAGGCUUGAAAAGGAAGUUCGUAGUGCUGCUGCUGAGCGUGAGCAGGCUCACAUAGACAGGAAUAUUGCUCGCAAGCUCACUCCUGCUGAGCGCAGGGAAAAGAAGGAGAAGAAACUUUUUGAUGACCCAAGUACUCUGGAGACCCUUGUCUCAGUUUACAAGAUCAAUGACCUUUCACAUCCUAAAGCCCGCUUCAGAGUUGAUGUCAAUGCUCAAGAGAACCGUUUGACUGGGUGUGCUGUAAUCUCUGAUGGUAUUACUGUUGUAGUGGUUGAAGGUGGGAGCAAGUCAAUUAAGAGGUAUGGGAAACUUAUGCUUAGACGCAUAAAUUGGGGUGAAUUUUCCAAAGAAGAUGAAGAAAAUGAAGAAUCUGAUGAUGAUAAACCCGAGAAUAAGUGUGUUCUAGUGUGGCAAGGGAGUGUUGCUAAGCCAAGUUUCAACAGAUUUUUCGUCCAUGAAUGCAUGACCGAAGCAGCCGCCCGCAAGAUUUUUGCUGAUGCUGGUGUUGGCCACUACUGGGACCUUUCGGUCAACUAUGUAGAGCAAUAGAAGAUCAUGUAUCAUUUUGAAAGCUGUACAAGCAAGCACCUUGUCUUCUAGCUGCCUCGACUAAUUAGUGGUGAGUGAUCGUUUUUAGAGUUAUGCAUUUCGCAAUAUUAUAUGAAAGACAAUCCCAAGAAAUAAGACAGUUGCUAGUGCUCUCUUGUCUCUGAAUCCCAAUGAUGAUUCUAGAUUUGGUAGAUGUAAUGUAAGUGUUGUUCAGCGAUUGUGAUGAUGUCCAUUCAAGAUCUUGAGGAUCAAUUGAUCAUGUAGGACGUCACUCUCACAUAUUCUUCCCAUUCAGGACUGGCACCCAGAUGUUUCCCAAUCUGUAUAGCUUCUUGAGGAAUAUGCUAAUUUUCUUUUGAUCUGCCCGUUGUAUGCUCUAACAUGAUCAGGUUGGCUAUGUCAAUGAAUCUGUAUCUUGUAUUUGGUCAAAUUUUAGCCCUUUACUAGUCAUGAAUAAUGCAGUUAGAUACCGUA